Molecule: messenger RNA, 7083 nt
Organism: Engraulis encrasicolus (European anchovy)
Lineage: Eukaryota; Metazoa; Chordata; Actinopteri; Clupeiformes; Engraulidae
Gene: lmtka
Product: apoptosis-associated tyrosine kinase a
Exons: 15
Coding region: 549-5912 (1787 amino acids)
Biological process (GO): brain development; peptidyl-tyrosine autophosphorylation
Molecular function (GO): ATP binding; protein tyrosine kinase activity
Source: RefSeq, a predicted model, not a curated record
ACUGCGGUUUAUGGAAAGGAGUGCGGCGGGAAGUCUGCGAGCAAUAUGGUUUAACUACUCACCUCCUCCACUGAGGAAGGUGACGUGAGUCAUAAACAGGAGCAUAGAUUCAGCUGCCGCGGGAAACCGUGCCAAAUACGCGAUGUGCGAACAAGAAGAGUGAAGAUUUUUUUUAAAGCAUAGCAUCACGUAGACGAGGGACCGACCGAGUGCACCGUGUCUACACUUCAAGGGACCGCAACACACAAAGCAACCUAAUGGACGAGAGGCAAGCAAGGAAAACACGGUUGUUUAUGUCGGGUGUAAGACAAGUGAAUGACUGCGGUAAAUUCCAAAGAGAGACAAGCGAAAAUAUUCCCCGACAUCUGUUUCUUAAUCGGAUGCAUCUGAGGCAGGAGAAAGAGGGAUAAAAGACUAAGCAGCCGAGCGUCAAGGAGGAGGGAAAAUGCUGCAUUUAACCCCUCUGCUAUUUUUUCAGUAGCUGAUCAGUUUUUUUGUAUUUUACACUUUAUUUUCCAACACAUUGCAUCUCAAGCCUUACGAGGAAAAUGACAGCGUCCGUCUUGAUGGCAGUCAUGUCCUCCGCUUUUUUCAACCCGAGCUUUGCCUUCAGUUCACACUUCGACUCAGGUGGCGCCCCCCUGAGUGAGCUGUCGUGGCCGUCCUCCCUGGCCGUGGUGGCCGUCUCCUUCUCCGGCCUCUUCACCUUCGUCUUCCUCAUGCUGGCCUGCCUCUGCUGCAAGAAGGCCGACAUCAACUUCAAGGAGCUGGAGAACACGGAAGGGGAGGAGUCACGUGCUGAUGGCCUGGCAUCGCCUGGAUCCCAGAACGGGACGGAGGUCUACAUCCUGCCACUCACCGAGGUCUCAUUGCCCGUCUCCAAGCAACCUGGCAGAUCAAUCCAAUUUCUGAAAUCGUCGGACCUUGGGCGUCACAGUCUCCUGUAUCUGAAGGAAAUUGGUCACGGCUGGUUUGGGAAGGUGCUCCUGGGGGAGGUGACAGGAGGUCUGAGCAGCAGCCAGGUGGUUGUGAAGGAGCUGAAGGCCAGUGCCAGCGUCCAGGAGCAGAUGCACUUCCUGGAGGAGGCCCAGCCCUACCGUGCCCUACAGCAUCCGGCCCUGCUGCAGUGUCUGGCCCAGUGUUCCGAGGUCACCCCCUACCUGCUGGUCAUGGAGUUCUGCCCCCUGGGUGAUGUGAAGGGCUACCUGCGUAGCUGCCGAGCUUCGGACACGGGGACCCCUGACCCUCUGAUCCUCCAGCGAAUGGCGUGCGAGAUCGCCUCCGGCCUGCUGCACCUCCACAAACACAACUUCAUUCACAGUGACCUGGCCCUCAGGAACUGCCUGCUGACCUCUGAGAUGUCGGUGAAGGUCGGGGACUACGGCCUCUCCCACAGCCGCUACAGGGAUGACUACUUUGUGACGGCGGAUCAGAUUUGGGUGCCUCUGCGCUGGAUCGCCCCGGAGCUCAUCGACGAGGUCCACGGCAACCUGCUGGUGGUGGACCAGACCAAAGCAAGCAACGUGUGGUCUCUGGGCGUGACAAUCUGGGAGCUGUUUGAGCUGGGCAACCAGCCGUACCGCCACUACUCGGACCGGCAGGUGCUGACCUACGCUGUCAAGGAGCAGCAACUCAAGCUGCCCAAGCCCCUCCUCAAGGUGCCCCUGGCCGAGCGCUGGUAUGAGGUGAUGCAGUUCUGCUGGCUGCAGCCAGAGCAGCGUCCCGUUGCAGAGGAGGUGCACCUCCUGCUCAGCUACCUGUGUGCCAAGGGCAUGAGUGAGGCCGAGGAGGACUUCGACAAGCGCUGGAACUCCCUGCGGCCCGGAGUGGGGGUUGGCAUCGCCGGUGGCAGUGGUGGCGGCGGUGGCAGUGGCAUGGUGGUGGGCAGCCUAGGCAGUCACGGCAGUGGCUCGCCCGGAGCCUCGGUCUCGGCAUCAGCAUCACACAGGGGCGACCUGGCGUCCUCCUCCGCCUCCUCCUCCUUCCCGUUGCUGGAGCACUUCUCCGGGGGCGGCGGCGGGGGCGGGGUGGCGGACGGCUUCCAGGCCGGCGUGGAGGGCGGCGACGACAUCUUGACGGUCACCGAGACCAGCCACGGCCUGAACUUCGAGUACAAGUGGCAGCAGGCCUCGCGCGCCAGCCACGAGCAGCCCUACUGCUCCUCCUCCACCUCGGGCACGCUGGGCCAGAGCAACCCCAGCUACCAGGACAUCUACUACCCGCCCCUGGACAACCCCUCGGGGGGCUGCAGCGGUGGUGGCAGCAGCGUCGACAGCAAGGGCGAGGGCCUCACCCUGGGUGUCUCUCCAUCGUACUACGAGUCGGACCACCUGGGCGUGGUGCCGGUGCUGAGCGCCCACAGCCCCUCGGUGAGCAGCGAGUACUACAUCCGCAUCGAGGAGCCCGUGGAGUGCAACAUCCAGCUGGAGGACACCGACCUGGACUUCAGCCCCGGGAUGGACGCCGGCGGCCGCGGGACCUACUCCAUGGGUGGCGGCAGCGGCGGGGGCAGGGAGUGCCAGGUCGACCUCGAGCACAACAGCUACUGGUCGGCAGCGGGUCACGACGGUCGUCACAAACCCAGUGCCUACGACUCGGACCUGAGCCCAGACAUCUCCCUCAGCAUGGAGCCCCUCCAGAGGCGGGCCUCCGGCGCCAGCUCCGGCGAACACGAGAGAGUACCCCGGCAGUACUUCUCCCCCAGCGAGAGGACCAGCAUGCUGCACUGUGACCAGCUGUCCCCCGACGAGCGGCCCGCGCGCCACAGGAGGGACCGCUACGUGGAGGAGCAGGAGGACAGCUGGAGUCCCCCCCUCAGCCGCACCCACAGGCUCGCCGCCCCAGACAACCCCAUGGGCAUCUCCCUGUCCCUCAGUAGCCCCAGCCUGGGGUGCUGCGACCCGUACUUAGAGGCCAACCAGGCGUCCAGCGUCGACAGAAGCAUGUCCAAUGAGGGCUACUAUGACAUGACGGGGACGCUGCUGAAGAGCCUGCCCAGAUCUCACUACAUCAGCGUCAGUUUGGAGGCGGGGGAUGGUCGACGCGUGGCGCCCGGCGUCGGACGAGACGCUCCAGAGGACGAUGACCUUUUCACAGAGGCCGAGGCCACCAACUGGACCUCCAAUCAGUCCGCCAACAACAAUAGUUUAAAUUUUGAUUUCAGGCAAGCGGUAGGCUAUCAAGAUGUCUACCUUGACCUGCACCAGACCACUCCAUCUUCUGGCAUGAAGACCUUUGGGUCUGAAAAAGUAGCAGCCAACGAUCCUUUUAAUACCUCCAAGCCCCUGUUCUACCUGGAGGCAACAGGUAGUGACAACUCAUCUGGCGCUAACGCUAAUAAGACAACUUCUGACUUAUCUGGUGAAUGCGAAACAUACAUCCAUUUGUGCCAUAAGGGUGGACAGGAAACGUCAGACUCGCCUUUGACAGUCUGUCCAUCCAUAGACAAUCCCCAGCGAACUGAGCCGACAUCGCAGGCCGAAGAGAAAAAUGCGGUUUGUAAAAAAGCCUCCGAGAAAGUCCCCAACCUCUCUGUGGAAGAGAGCAUGCCACACAGCGGAGAAGUAGCCCACAACCACCAUUCCAGCGAAUCAACCAAGGCUCAGAUAGAAGCGUCUCGACCCGCGGCCACUGAUUUCACGGACGGCAUUCACACAGGCAUCACCAUGCAAACAAAACACUCAGACAACAAAGAGACCGCGGGGAACAUGUGGGGCCUUAACACCUGCAACAACACGCGCGUCACCACGGGCAGCAUUAGCAUACUCUCCGGCAAGAAGCUCUCGCACCCCGAGGUCGGGUCAGAGCGCAUCUCCGUCUCUGAGUGCAGCCGAGCGGGAGACAGUGGUGGCGGCGGUGGCGGCGGAGGCUGUGGAGGAGGGGGCGGCGUGGAGGUAGGCAGCUCCAGCAUGAGCCUGGCCGACAUCAUUUACGACUGCAGCGAUGACGACAGUGCCGACGUCACCUCAGGGGUGUUUGCCGACUCGCCCUUGGACUAUGCCGAGGUCGGGGACGUCGGGGUGGCCCACAGACACCUGCUGAGGCCAGUGAAGGUGGCACACAACGCCGAGGAGGUCAUCCACCUGGCCUCCAGCAGCAGCCCCUGUGACAGUUUCAGCCUCGGCGGCUACCACCACCACCACCACCACGCGUCCUCCUCCGUCCAGCCCAAGUCGCUGGACAGCGGCUACGACACGGAGAACAAUGAGUCCCCCGAGUUCGUCCCCAAGGAUCUGGAGGGGAAGUCCAGCUCAGCUCUCAGCGUGAGCCUGGAGUCGGACGAGCCCGACAUGGUCCUCCAGCUUGACUUGGAGGAUGAGAUGGCAGACAUGGAGGGGGUGGUGCUCCUGACCCCGUCAAGCAACAGCAGCGGCGGUGGGGAGGGGCGGCAGCUGAGCAGGAUGAACGGGAAGAACCCUUACAGGGACUCUGCCUACUUCUCCGACUACGACGCGGAAAAUGACAGGAGCCCCAGUGACGGGGUCGUCGGCGCUUUCUUCAGCGGUCACGAGGAUGACGAGUGCGUUGUCAGCCUGCAUGUGAAAGGAGAAGAAUGCAAUCCGGAGCAAGAGAGGCACCCUGGACACUGUUUUGCAUCUCUGAAGGAUAGCCGAGACGUCUCCCAGUUCCCCGCUUCCGACAGGGACAGGGGGGAUGCUGCCGCCGCCAAGCCCCGCCAUCCCGGCUCAUCCUCUCCCUCCGCUGUCGUGCCUGUGCCCGUGCUCGACGCGCUGUCGCCAUUCCCUCCACAGAUGGGAGGAUGCCUGACCAAGGAGUCGGCUCCCGACGAGGGCAUCAUAAUGGAGACGGAGAACUCGGCGUCGGAGGAGGCGUCGUCCGACUGCUGCGCGUCCGCGCCGCCCAUGGAGGCAGCCUCGUCCGCCACGCAGCAGGGCGCCGGCGCGCUGAACAGCAGAGCCGCCAAUGAGGACUUCUCGCCGGCUGUGUCGCUGGGCUCCGAGUCCACCUUGGCCAGCUUCGGGGAUGACGACGCUGUCCAGGACACGGACAACUGCGAUGGAUGUCACGAAGGAGGAGGAGGAGGAGGAGGAGGAGGAGGAGGAGGAGGAGGAGGAGAAGACUCCAAACCUGCGGACGUGCAGAUGGACGUGACGGACAUCCGAGAGAUCGACGACACCGACGAGGAGUCACCGGGUAGCAGCGAAGGGGUGUACAACUCCUCCAUGCGGACCUCGUGCGACCUGGCAUCCCCAGACCUGGGCCUCGACGGACGGGCUCCGCUGGGGGACGGCGAGGACGCGGACGAGGAGGACUCCGAUGACAGCGAGUCGGAUGAGGAGCUGCGCAGCUACAACAUCCAGGAGCAGAGUGAUGACGAGGAGAGCGACGAGGACCUGUCCGUGGUUCCCGUGGUGGUGAGCGAGCGGGGCAGUGCCCGCCACCUGCGCAGCCUCCUCAAGAUGCCCUCUCUGCUCACUGAGUCCUUCUGUGACGAGCUGGAGCAGCACAAGAGGAAGGCGGUGUCCUUCUUCGAUGACGUCACCGUCUUCCUGUUUGACCAGGAAAGCCCAACAGGUGACUUGGCUGACUACAGCUUCCCUCCAGGCGCAGAUGCCAAUGGCGAUAGCGAUGCUCAGCCCUCAGACAUGGAGGCCACCACCCCACCAGAGGGCAGUAGCCCUGAAAAACUGGAAAAUGACAUGGAAGAAGGCGGAUGCUUUGAUUGGGAUGAGGACUUCGACUCUUCGACUCCGACUCCCAGCCCCUCUUCUGCAGAGCCGCCUCUGGGGGCCAUCGUCCUGCCCCUGAGUCCUCCCCCCAAGGCAGCCGAGGAGAGGCCCGUGCUACAGCAGCACUCGCGCUUCAGUGUCUCGCGCUUCUCCAUCACACAAGUGUCCGACACUGACAUGGACUCCAUGGGAGGUUGCAGUGAGGAAAGUGAGCGGGAGUGAGAAGGCCUGUUUGGUGUGAGAACGUGCGGUUCUCUUACUACUUUGGGUGUCUUUUUUUAUACGGGGGGUCAGCUGAAACCUGAUAAUCCAAUCCAAUUUCUGCCAGUGCCUCAUAUACUGUAGUAGAGAAAUGCCAUUCGUGACAUCUUUCCACCAAACCAUCACUGACAGGUGGGGGUAGCACUGACAUAGCAGGAAAUGCGAGCAGCCGUUACUACAAACUAUAAAUCUAUGUGUAAGGUCAAAAAAAAUGUAUCACCUAUUUAUUCUAAAUAUGACAUGUACGUGGAAUUAUCACAUCUUUGCACAAUUGACAUUUGCAAUGUUCAUCAGGUCAUUUUUUAUUAUUAUUACAUACUAUACUAUAUAGUAGAAAUAAUGUGUUACAUUGCUGUUUGUCAUUGGCUGCCUUCCCAGUAUUCACCCAUCUCAUUGGCCAGAUCUUCCAGAGGACUGUUGUCACCCUCGAUUGUUAUUUAGGUUUUUAUUUUGCACUGCUUGAGCCAAACAGAGAAUUCCUUACGACGAAGCCACUGAGAGCUGCUGUGGCGAUCCAAAGACGACAACCCUCCACGUUCAGGCGCCGAGCUGAACAAAAUAAACAAGGAAGUGGUGGCGCAGGACUACAUACACCAGAAGUGACAAUACAUAUCCUCCCAGAAGUGACAACAUUCAGUACUGACACAACCAAUCGCAGAAGUGCUUACACUCUUCAACACUGACACAGCCAAUCGCAGACAUAGACAGUGAGUCCUACACUUCCUGGCAUGUGGGACACAUGGGGGGUGGGGGGUGGGCGGGCUGCCAAUCUCACCACACUUAUUUAACCAGAACGUUUUAGUUCAGGGAAGAAACAGAAUCCUAAGAUAUACGUGGAACUUAAAGAACAUGUCUUUCUUUGUCAUGUUGUGCGUCAUGUAGACUCCCAUACCGCUGCUGGAAAGUGCUGUUAAAAAUUAUAAGAAGAAAAAAAAACAACAGCUCUCCCCCCCAUUCCCCCUUUUCCAUGUGUGCUGCUAUCCAUUUCAAAGUAAAGAAAAAGGCAAAUAAAGAAAUGAAUUUAAAAAAUCCCGCACUUUCAGUGUUACAAAAUCAAGUGCUAGUUUAUAUGACAGUUACUUGUGUCAUGUCUUUUAGCUAUUGAGUGUUCUAAAUAAAACACAUGCAAAUA